UUCACAGCACCAUCGCGGCUCCUAUAAGGACAGCACAUCUUUUGGAUCCAGCAAUGCGUAUGGACUCAGUAAGACUAAACAAGCAGCAGGCAUAGCCAGUGUUAGCUUAGUCUUAACUUAUUUUGAAUCGGUGUUUCUAUAUUCGCUUUGAUAAAGUACCGUCAGGGCUUAUUUCGGGACGAAUCCCAGGAGCGUAGUCAAAACAAGCAAAGUCCAUACACGUAGAUCCAGCCAGACAAACAAUAAACAAACAAAAAGCACGGUGCCGAGGGAAGAGGCAAACUCGUAGUCGGUAGACGUGCAGGGAGGUCAGCGGGGCAGAAGUACAGGCGGACGGCAGGCAGGGUCGUAGUCGAGGGCGAUGCAGAAGUCGGAACCAUAAAACAAACUGCGAAGCAAAGGUACAAAAUCAGUAGGCGAGGAUGUGGUCAAAAACAAGCGAUGGUCAACAAAACAGAAAUCAAUAAUCGAUUGUCGGUAAACAGGCAUGGAUCGUAACGUGUAAUCUAUGACAGUAAUGCUCAAGCGUUGCUUUGACGUACAAGAGGCAGACAAUUUCGCGAAGAAUAGUAGUGCGACUGGGCUAUAAAUGCAGGUGUAGACAGGUGUAGACAAUUAGUUAGAGAGCAGCAAGGAAGUGAAAAACAGGUGCAAUGGAUGACAAGUUUAACAAGGUAAUUAGUAAUCGUUAGUAAUAAACCUAUCCUGCCCUAGCAUUAGUAAAUUAGUAAAUGACAUGCACGAGAAACGUAAGGUAACAUGAACACAUGAUUCGUUUGUUAGUUCUACCCAAUCUUGAUCUAGCGUUAGUAGGGUAAUUAGGGUGUGAAUGACAGAAAGAGAGAGAGAGAAAGGCGGAACGCAAGGUUUGCGGAAAGACAUGUAAAAGUGUAUGUUUAAACAAUGACCAGUCAGCGUAACAAUAAACAUAAAUCAAAACAUCACACUAAACGAACUAAGACGAUAACCACUCAACAUAACAAGGUAAAAUAAUCGUAACGAAACAUAUCUAGACAUGACGAAAAAAAAAUCGUAACAAGAAACAAACUAAACAACAUGACGAACCUAGACUAACAUAAUACAUGAUAAGACAAUACGUGACUAAGACAAAAUUAAUAAAUAUAAAACAUGGCAAGACAGACCUGAAACGUACGACGGCGUAUUAGGGCCAUUGUCGGUAAAAAAAAAAAAAUACGGAGUGGGGGGAGGGGGGUAAUAUUCUGAGAUUAAACUCAGAAUUCUCGGAGUUUAAAGUAGCAAAUUUGCCACUUUAUAAAGUCGCAAAUUUGCCACUUUAUAAAGUCACAAAUUUGCCACUUUAUAAUCUCGCAAAUUUACGAGGAAAAAAAGAAAUUGUGCUUUUUAACCACAUCCCUUCACUUUGCAACUUGGAUCACACCGCCACCGCUUCCACUUGCAAUGGAUGACCUAAUCAAGUUAUACUUUGCAAUCUGAUUUAGCAAUAAGGAAAUACUCUUGAUCUUAGCCCAGAAUCACCAUAUUAUCAUAAGCAUCCGGAUUUUGAAGAGACAUUGCCGUAAACUGGGUCUAUUCAGAAGAAAACAACACAAUGGACAGAUGCAAGGAUAUCGCUGGUUACAUCUACGGGCAAUUCAAAUGGGAUUUGUGGUACAGCAGGACACAAUACGACAGAUCAUCAAAUUAAUUGAUCCUCAAGGUGUGGAUCUUAGAAGAGCGCAGCGUCUUAGGCGCAGGCAGUACAACAAUAAAGGGCCUAAUGCUCUUUGGCACAUGGACUCCUAUGACAAAUUGAAGCCAUAUGGUAUAGGGAUUAACGGAUGCAUAGAUGGUUUCAGUCUUUUUGUUGUUUGGAUGGAAGCUUACACAACAAACAACGACCCCAAGGUUAUAGCUGACUAUUAUAUGAAAUGCGUUACGCGCUUGGGUGGGUGUCCAGAGAGGAUUCGUGCGGACAAUGGCACUGAAAAUGGACAUGUCGCUAACAUGCAGGUGUUUCUGAGGAGAAACCACACCGACACCUUCGCCAAAGAGAAUAGUUUUAUUUAUGGACGCAGUACGGGCAAUCAACGUAUUGAAUCCUGGUGGGGAAUACUGCGCAAACAAAGCGUUCAGUUCAGAAUCAUGUUCAAAGCUCACCAAGACAAUGGCCACUUCUCUGGAGACUUUUUGGAUAAAAGCCUAAUCCAGUUCUGUUUCCUCAACCUCGUUCAGAAAGAAGUGGAUGAAGUGGUGCGAACAUGGAACACCCACAAGAUCAGAGCCAGGCCAGGUCAAGAUGUGCAUGGAGGUCGUCCAGUCAUCAUGUACACAGUCCCACAGGUGUACGGUGCUGAGGACAAGCUCAAAACAGUGGACCUUGAGGAGGUGGUUGUGUGCAAGGACGAGUGCACACCCAAGAGUCAGCUCCCUUGUGAUGAGACUGUUUUCGAGCUCUGUGUACUACUAAUGCAGGAGAAUGGAUGGGAUGCUCCUACAGAUGCAUUUGAUGCUGCAGAACUGUACACCUCACUUAGAACAGUGAUACUGCAAAAUAUUUAAAGAUGGAUGUUACGGUCAGGGUUUGUUUGGGUGUGUCCUGUUGUUUUGUCUGUUGUCCCUCUCCUCUGUCACUCUCCCAGGUCCCUGAUUCAUGCCAGCUGUCGGACCUUGCCAAUCAGCCCACAACCAAUCAGAGGGUGUUCCAAAAUCCUCAAGAGCCCUGCUGUUCAACCACACCUCAGUUAUUUUCACCUUUCUGUUUUUGCAAGAGAGCAUGCUGAAAAUGUUUGCUCUUCAGACCUGCUUUUUGUUUGCUCUUUGUAUAGUUUUUGUUAUGGGAAAAGUUAGCAGGAGAAAAGGGGUAUAGGUAAGAGCUGCCCAUGGGCGUACAUACUUACAUGUAGGGGUUUUCCUUGUCAACACACACUAGCUAAAUUGGGGACAUGCCAUCACUGUAGUUUUUGGCUAGUUUAGCUAGCUAGCAUUACGGCUAUGGUCCAGAUUUUGGUAGAUUAAGUUAGGGAAUGUUUAUAAUUGUUUAUUUUCUUUGGCACUGUUCUCCCCCUUUUCUCCUUAGUCUGGUAACUUUGUAGCCAAAUAAACA
Messenger RNA from Conger conger (European conger), 3064 nucleotides. RefSeq lists its product as uncharacterized. The record is from RefSeq and is a predicted model, not a curated record. NCBI's taxonomy places the organism in Eukaryota, Metazoa, Chordata, Actinopteri, Anguilliformes, Congridae. The transcript is spliced from 2 exons. Bases 1579 to 2520 code for a protein of 313 amino acids. Gene Ontology annotation, molecular function: nucleic acid binding.